GGUACUCUCCGCGCCAGUCCGUAGCAUGGCGGGGUUCGCUGAGCUCGGGCUGUCCUCGUGGCUCGUGGAACAAUGUCGGCAGCUGGGGUUGAAGCAGCCCACGCCGGUGCAACUCGGCUGCAUCCCGGCAAUCCUGGAGGGUCAAGAUUGCUUGGGCUGCGCAAAGACAGGAAGUGGCAAGACAGCCGCCUUUGUGCUUCCCAUCUUGCAGAAGCUGUCUGAGGACCCCUACGGUAUCUUCUGCCUGGUUCUCACACCUACCAGGGAGCUGGCCUACCAGAUUGCUGAGCAGUUCCGGGUGCUGGGAAAGCCCCUGGGCCUGAAGGACUGCAUUAUCGUUGGCGGCAUGGACAUGGUGGCGCAGGCACUUGAGCUCUCUCGGAAGCCACAUGUGGUGAUUGCCACCCCUGGGCGCCUGGCCGACCACCUGCGCAGCUCCAACACUUUCAACAUGAAAAAGAUCCAAUUCCUGGUGAUGGAUGAGGCCGACCGGCUGCUGGAGCAGGGUUGCACCGACUUCACCACAGACCUGGAGACAAUCCUGGCCUCCGUGCCAGCACGCAGGCAAACGCUGCUGUUCAGUGCCACGCUGACCGACACACUCAGGGAGCUGCAGGGCCUGGCCACCAACCAGCCCUUCUUCUGGGAGGCGCAGGCCCCGGUGCGCACGGUGGAGCAGCUUGACCAGCGUUACCUGCUGGUGCCGGAGAAGGUGAAGGACGCCUACCUGGUGCACUUGGUGCAGACCUUCCAAGACCAGCUGGAGGACUGCUCCAUUAUCAUCUUCACCAACACCUGCAAGACCUGCCAAAUCCUUUGUAUGAUGCUUCGGAAGUUCAACUUCCCCACGGUGUCGCUGCACUCCAUGAUGAAGCAGAAAGAGCGCUUUGCAGCCCUGGCCAAGUUCAAGUCAAGCGUCUACCGGAUCCUCAUUGCCACUGAUGUGGCCUCGAGGGGCCUGGACAUCCCCACUGUGCAGGUGGUCAUCAACCACAACACCCCUGGGCUCCCCAAGAUCUACAUCCACCGAGUGGGUCGAACAGCCCGUGCAGGGCGGCAGGGACGGGCCAUCACACUGGUGACACAGUAUGACAUCCACCUGCUGCAUGCCAUCGAGGAGCAGAUCAAGAAGCAGCUGGAGGAGCUGGUGGUGGAGGAGGCCGAGGUCCUGAACAUCCUCACGCAGGUCAACGUGGUGCGCAGAGAGUGCGAGAUCAAACUGGAGGCCUCGCAUUUCGAUGAAAAGAAGGAGAUCAACAAGCGGAAACAGCUGAUUCUGGAGGGGAAGGACCCCGACCUGGAGGCUAAGCGCAAGGCGGAGCUGGCCAAGAUCAAGCAACAGAACCGCCGUUUCAAGGAGAAGGUGGGGCAGACGCUUCAGCGGCGACAGAAAGCAGGGAGCACCGGCCGAGGGGUGGGCCUCAGAGGACCUCAGUAAACACUCUGAACCUGCCCGUCCGACUUGAGAAUGAGGCGGGGUGGGUGCAGGGCUGCGGGUCUCUGGUCCCCAAGGCCUCUCUUGCCCCAUGGGGAUGACCACUGUGGCCCUCCCUCGCAUCCCUGGGACACAAGGUGGCAGCAGCCAGUGACAGCAGGCGCCGCAACGCCACCCACUUGUACAGCCGCGUAGAAACGUAAUCUGGGUAUCAGCGUCACCCAUGGAUUCUAGGAAACUCUACAUAGUGCAAAGCUCAGAGGCAGCCCUGGUUCCCUGCCAGGGCACUUUGGGGUCACAGACCCACGGGGCCAACUAGGGUGCGGCCUCUGCCAGGCGCGCCAGGCCCUCUCGCAGCUCGCUCAGCUCAAACAGCCGCACGUCCAGCAGUUGUGCGGCCCGGCCCACCUCUGCCCGCGCGCGCUCGCGCUCCGCCCGCGCCUCCUCCAGGCUGCACUCCAUUGCCCGCAGCUGCUGCUCCAGUUCAGCAUUCCGUGUUUCCAGAUCCUAUAGGGGAGGAAGGAGCGAAGGGUGGGGCAGUCUAUGACGCUUCUGGCUGCCCUUCCUGCUGGGUGUGGUCCAGGCUGGGACACACAGCAGUAAAGUUGUCUUAAAAGUCUGAGGUGCCCAAUGUGAGUUCAGAGCCCAACAGCCACAUAAGAAGCUGAGCAUCUCAGUACUCGGGAGACAGGAUUCCCUGGAGCACACUGGCCGGCCUAAGCCUUUUCCAGGCUGUUUCUAAAAGCAAGAUGAAGGGCUGGGGAGAUGAUUCAGUGCUUAAGAGUAUGAACUUCUCCAGAGGACUUGGGUUCGCUUCCAAGCACCCACAUGGGGCGACUCAACCAUAUGUGACUCCAUAGGGGAUCCAACACCUCGGAGGGAAUCUGCACAAGUAUAACUAACCCACACAUACACACAAUUAAAUGUUAAAAACCUGG
Molecule: messenger RNA, 2373 nt
Organism: Onychomys torridus (southern grasshopper mouse)
Lineage: Eukaryota; Metazoa; Chordata; Mammalia; Rodentia; Cricetidae
Gene: Ddx49
Product: DEAD-box helicase 49
Exons: 13
Coding region: 26-1438 (470 amino acids)
Molecular function (GO): ATP binding; nucleic acid binding; RNA helicase activity
Source: RefSeq, a predicted model, not a curated record